Molecule: messenger RNA, 384 nt
Organism: Arabis nemorensis
Lineage: Eukaryota; Viridiplantae; Streptophyta; Magnoliopsida; Brassicales; Brassicaceae
Source: the annotation of a GenBank genome assembly
AUGACAGUGUCGGUGGCGAUGAUCGUCCAUGGUUCAACUGUCUUACCUGUGAUCUUAAUGUUACCGAUGUAUUUGCUGGUGUUGCAUGUGUCGGACUAUACUGGUUAUGCUACACGGUUUUUGCUGUUCGACUCUGUUGCACAAGGGUUGAUUGGUCGUUCUGCCAGUGAUCUUGCUGAAGAAGUCGCUGAUGUGGACGCUAUGGUCUUGCCUGACGCAUUGAAGGCACUGGUUGGUGUGAAUAUCCUGUUUAAGAUUCGUAUAUCGGAUCUUAAUUUGAGGAAUAAUAGUGUUGCUUAUCGUGUGGAUUUGGUUAGUGUUGAUGCUCAUAUUGUCCAACAUUACGAAGCCACUGAUAUAGCCGAGGUAUGUUAUUAUGUAUGA